UGAUUAUGAUAGGGAAAAAAUAUAUUCAUUAGAUUUGGGUGACAAUAAUGAGGAGGAUUCUGCAUUUGUUCCUACUUUCGAGCGUAUGCCCAAUUUGGCUAUUUUAAAAAUGUCAAGAUGUUCACUGGUCAACGCGAAGCUUUCGAAUGAAAAUGAUCUUCCUGCGCUCAAAUAUGUAGACUUUUCAGUAAACAACAUAAACAGUAUCCAAGUAGUUCCCGGUGAACAUGAAUACAAAACGCUGGAGAAAUUGAAUAUAUCACAUAAUUAUUUAGUUAUUAUACAAGAAGCCGUUUUUGAUUCAUUACCGAAUAUAGAAUCGCUAGAUUUGUCUCAUAAUUAUAUCUAUACACUAGACAUAAUGUCUUUUGAAGGUUUGAGAAAACUUUUGUAUUUGAAUCUUUCAUACAACCGACUAACCAAAAUUGAUUCGUCUCUUUUGAGAUUUUAUAACUUGAUAACAUUAGAUCUAGGCCAUAAUAAUAUACAAGUAAUAAAAUCCAGUGAUUUUGGAAAGCUAGUCAAUUUAAAGACUAUUAAACUUGAUUCUAAUGAAAUAAAUACCAUUGAAAAGAAUGUGUUUGACAAUAUGGCAUCAUUGACAACAAUCGACCUACGAAACAAUUACUUAGAAAGUAUUGAUAGAGACACGUUUAUAAAUGUCACAAAAUUAACGACCGUCUACCUUUCUAGAAACAAAUUAAAAAUCUUACCUAAAAAUAUGUUCCAAGGUAAAGUUAUAUUUAAUUUUACUAUAGAGGGAAAUGAACUAGAAGGGUCAGUUGAAAGAGGUUCGUUUGAAGGAUUGGCAAUGGUAACGGAACUAGAUUUAAGUGGCCAACAUUUAACCUCGGUAGAAAACUAUGCAUUUGCUGGUCUUCAAAAUUUAAAAACGUUGUUAUUGAACAACAAUGAAAUGGAAUCACUAAGUAACUAUUCCUUUAAAGGUUUACACUAUUUGAAUUGCUUGGAUUUGUCAUAUAAUAAAAUACAAAAACUGGAUAUUGUGACCGAAGACCUCACAGGACUGCAAAUAUUAACACUGCAUCACAACAAAAUAACAUAUAUUUCGAGUAAUCAUUUCAUAGCAUUGGGAUCGUUGCAGUUGCUUGAUUUAUCUCAUAAUAACAUAUCACAUUUAGGAUCUAACUCUUUUCGUUAUUUGCAAAGUUUGUUAAAUUUCAAAAUUUCUGACAAUCCCCUCCACGGUUCGAUAGAAGAGAAAACUUUUGACGGCUUAAGCUCUUUACCAAGUCUUGAUAUUUCUGGGACUUUAAUCACUACUGUUAAUAAUGGCUCAUUUAUGGGUAUGUCUCUUUUGUGGGAACUAAAUGUUUCACAUAGUAACAUAAGUGAACUACAAUAUAAUUCUUUGUCUUACGCGAGCAAUAUUCGAACAAUUGAUCUUUCAUAUAAUCUUCUGAGUGUAUUCGACGUUAAUACAACUGACUUAAGAUAUUUGAAAACUUUAGUGUUAAAUAAUAAUAUGUUACAAGCCAUUUCACAAACAUUAUUUAAUGGACUUAGCAUUCUAAGUACGGUUAUUUUGUCGCACAAUCACAUUCGCACGAUACACAAAGAAGCGUUUUACGCUUUACAAGAUAUUCGUAAUUUGGAUUUAUCAUAUAACCCGGAAUUAGAAUUUGAUGUACCGUUAGUAGAAAAAGCUCAAAAUCUAGCAAAUCUUUUUCUUUCGGGAACAAAAGCUGAAGUGACUUUUGAUAAAGUAAAUGAUAUGCCUCUAACAAAGUUAGAAAUGGCUCAUUCAAGUAUACAGAACAUAAGCCAGUUAAAACUACAUAAACUGCAACGUUUAGAAACAUUAGUGUUAAGUAAUAAUGUCGUUUCAAAGCUUGAAGUGGGUGCCUUAUCUAAUCUGACAGCACUUAGACAGCUAGACCUCAGUUAUAACAACUUAUAUUACAUCCAACCAGGAGCCUUCAAAGACAAUACCUAUUUGAAACUAUUAAACAUUUCUCACAAUAUGAUAAUGGAAAUUAAUUACGGAAUUUUCCGAGGUCUUCUUUACGUGGAAGUUAUAGAUUUGUCAUAUAAUAAAAUAAAAAGUUUACACCGGUCAAGAUUUUACGAUAUUGAGCAUUUAAAUACUCUCAUAGUAGAUAACAAUGAAAUUGAUUUCAUUUCCGACGAUGAGUUCGUAGGGACUGGUUUGUCUAAACUCAGCAUAGGGGGUAAUCCGCUGCCUUGUGAGAUAUUAGUUAGUAUAGAGAAAAAGAGCUACGAGAUGAGUAUAACGUCUAUUAGUAAUGAUUUGACCAAAGAAAAUGUGAACGGAGUUACUUGUAACAAAAAUGGCUAUAAUAACAAUUUCAAACCUGCGUCAGCGCCAGUUGAACAUGACAAAUUGCUCCUCGACAUAAGAAAUAUAUUAUACAAUGUGUCUCAAAAGCAGACAUUUAAAGAACAAGACGGAAUUAUAAACCAUGAAUCAUCCCUCACCAAUUUAACUAAGCAACAACUAACUUUGAUUCAAAAUUUGUCUUCAGUUAGUAAUUUAACUCUGGAUUUAGUUAAUCUGAAUAAUAAUACUAAUUUACUUUUACAAAAACUGAACCAAGACAGCAUAAAUUUGACUUCGGCCUUAGUUAAUGCAAACAGCAAUACAAACUUACUAUUAGGGAGACUAUUGCGUGUGUUAACAUCAAAAGACUCUAUAUCCAAAACGACCAUCGAACCAAUACGUGUGGAUAAAGAAAAUACCACAUCAGAUCAUUUAAUCCCUUAUAUCAACAAAAUUAAACAAAACUUAGAAGAGACUAUAGCUGUAGAGAAUCAAAACGUAAUUCUUGACCUUAACAGUAAAAUAGAGAAGCUAAAUUCUCGAAUGGAUUCAAUUUCAGUUGCAAAACCUACUCACGAAAAGUUACUCGGAACAAAUGAAGACAGGCAAAAAACUUCAAUGUUUACAGAGGUUUGUGUUGGAUUGAUUUUGGCAAUUCUAGUCGGUUUUAUUUUAUUUAAAGUUUAUAAAUCUAGGGUGUAUGUACCCAGUGCCCGGUCACUCACGAGUAGUACUCGGAACAUUGCUGAAUCUAUGGAAAGUGCGCACUUGUAAAUAAUCAAAUAUAAUGUUAAUUUAACCCUGUAUGUCACCGGCCAGCUGGCUACUAAUGCACUGUUAACUAACAAUUCGAAGCCUCGUUAAAAAAAUAAGACUCAGUAUUAACUUACAAAAAUUUACCUACAUUUAAAUUAUUCUGCAUUCAUUUGUAUUCUAAG
Messenger RNA from Cydia splendana, 3240 nucleotides. RefSeq names its product protein artichoke-like. Gene Ontology annotation, molecular function: protein binding. NCBI's taxonomy places the organism in Eukaryota, Metazoa, Arthropoda, Insecta, Lepidoptera, Tortricidae. The transcript has a single exon. The record is from RefSeq and is a predicted model, not a curated record. Bases 86 to 3076 code for a protein of 996 amino acids. Gene Ontology annotation, cellular component: extracellular matrix.